Messenger RNA from Carcharodon carcharias (great white shark), 5936 nucleotides. It is a transcript of the gene megf6a, whose product is annotated as multiple EGF-like-domains 6a. Gene Ontology annotation, molecular function: scavenger receptor activity; calcium ion binding. NCBI's taxonomy places the organism in Eukaryota, Metazoa, Chordata, Chondrichthyes, Lamniformes, Lamnidae. The transcript is spliced from 34 exons. The record is from RefSeq and is a predicted model, not a curated record. Bases 1 to 4353 code for a protein of 1450 amino acids.
AUGAGUCUUGCCCAGAGGCCGUGGGUCACACUGUGCUUGUUGCUUUGCGCCUUGGCCAUUGUAUCUGGGUCAGGAUCUGGCAUCCGUUACCGCUACCACAGGAAGAACUGCUACUCGUGUUUUGUAUCCUACAGCAACCACCGCGUGGAGCAGGCUCCAGAUGUGGAUGAAUGCCAAGUCCAUAAUGGAGGUUGUCAGCACAAGUGCAUAAAUACUCAGGAAUCGCAUUACUGCGAGUGUAAAUCAGGCUUCCGACUUCACACUGAUGGGCGUACCUGUAUUGGUAUCAACUCAUGCUCAAUUGGUAAUGGAGGCUGUGAUCACGAUUGUGUUCAACUGUCGAUUGCUCACUACCAGUGUAGGUGUCGAAACAACUAUCAGCUGAAGGAGAAUGGAAAGCAUUGUGAAUUGAAGAAUCCAUGUAUAGAUAAGAAUGGCGGCUGUAUGCAUAAGUGCCGCAACCACCGUGGAGUUGCCAAGUGUGAGUGUCACCCAGGAUACGGAUUGGCUAAUGACACCAAAGGUUGCGAAGAUACUGAUGAGUGCAUGAUUGGAUUAGCUGAAUGUUCGCAUGGAUGUCUCAACACACGUGGAUCCUUUUCCUGUGUCUGUAACGCAGGCUAUGAGCUGGGUGCGGAUGGGAAGCAGUGCUACCGGAUCGAGAUGGAGAUUGUCAACAGUUGUGAAUCAAACAACGGAGGAUGUUCCCAUCACUGUCGCCACACAACCAGCGGUCCGCUAUGUAGCUGUAAUCAAGGCUUUCAAUUGGAUGCUGAUCAGAAGACAUGUGUAGAUGUGGAUGAGUGUGACGCUGGUGCUGGCUGCUGUCAACAGGACUGUUUCAACACCCCUGGUGGAUACGAGUGCGGUUGUCAUGCAGGCUAUCGGCUCAGUCUGGAUGGCUGCACCUGUGAUGAUGUUGAUGAAUGCACUGCGGAAGAUGACAUCUGUGAGCACACCUGCCAGAACACAGCUGGAUCCUUCCAGUGCUUCUGCGACAUAGGACACAAGCUGGAGGAGGAUCGAAAGAGCUGUGCACUUCUGGAAGACCCAGUAGAGGCGCUGAACGGCCGGCCUGGUUUUGGAAGACUCAUUCCUGAGGUGACAUUCUACCAUGGCGAAGAGUUAACCCAAUUGUUUGAUGAUGAGAAUGAAGAAGGCGGGGAGGAGGAAGCGCGAGGGGAAUUCACCCUGUCACAAAGCUUUGUGUGCUGGGACGGUACCUUUGGACAUGACUGCAGCUUGACUUGUGAGGACUGUAAGAAUGGUGGAAUUUGCAAUGAGUCUCGAGAUGGAUGUGUUUGCCCAGAGGGCUGGACCGGGGUCUUGUGUAAUCAGACUUGCCCGGAGGGGACAUUUGGCAAAAACUGCAGCUUCCUGUGCAAGUGUAAGAACGGAGCAACGUGCGAUCCACUGACUGGGAAAUGCCGCUGCCCUCCGGGAGUCAGUGGUGAGAUGUGUGAGGAUGGCUGCCCCAAGGGAUUGUAUGGGAAAACCUGCAACAAGAAAUGCAACUGUGCCAACAAUGGACGCUGCCACCGCAUCUAUGGUGCCUGUCUCUGUGAUCCCGGCCUCUAUGGGCGCUUCUGCCACCUACCAUGUCCAAAGUGGACACACGGGCCUGGCUGUUCGAAUGAGUGCCGAUGUGAACAGCGCAACACACUGGAAUGCAACCGCAAAGAUGGAAGCUGCACUUGCAAACCCGGUUAUCAUGGUGACACUUGCCAUAAAGCUUGUGAUCAUGGCUUUUAUGGAGUUGGAUGCAACACCAAGUGUAGCUGCUCAGUUGGUGUUUUGUGUGACCAUGUGACUGGCGAGUGCGAGAUUCUAUGUCCUAAGGGAUAUCACGGAAGGAACUGUAGUCAAGAAUGUGCCACCAACAAGUUUGGAGUGAACUGUCUGCAGACAUGUAACUGCGGAGGAGCCCCAUGUGACAGUGUAACCGGACAAUGCAGCUGCCCAGCUGGAAAAAUGGGCCCUGGCUGCAAGAAAGAGUGCCAAGCGGGCCACUGGGGCCUUGCCUGCAAGGGGACCUGCCCCAUCUGUGAGAAUAAUGGGACCUGCAAUAAGAAGACUGGGCUGUGUACCUGUCCACCAGGAUUCAUGGGGAAACUGUGUCAGAACACAUGCCCCACAGGCCAAUAUGGUCCUGGGUGUCAGAUGCGAUGUGCUUGUGAGAACGAGGGUCAGUGCCAUCCAGUGACGGGGCGUUGCACAUGUCCUCCAGGAUGGACCGGCCAUAACUGCAGGAGAGCCUGUGAUGAUGGUCAGUGGGGUCCAGACUGUAUGAACAUCUGUGACUGCAGGAACAGUGAUGGGAGCUGCAACAGCAUCACAGGACAAUGCAUCUGUGAGGCAGGUUUUACCGCUCAACGCUGUGAUCAGAAGUGCCCUGAAGGUAAUUAUGGAGCAGGCUGCCGAUACAGGUGUCAGUGUGAGAAUGGAGCUCUUUGUGAUCAUGUCAGUGGAGCCUGUAAUUGUACAGCAGGUUGGCUCGGAAUGUACUGUGAACGAGCUUGCCCAGAUGGGUUUUAUGGCAUAGAGUGUCGUCAGAUGUGUGACUGCCACAACGGUGGAUACUGUAAUCAUGUGACAGGAUCCUGCUCGUGUCUCCCUGGGUGGAUUGGACUGAGCUGCAAUCAGUCAUGCCAGGGGCAAUCAUUCGGAGAGAACUGCAGCCAGUCUUGUCAUUGCGAAAACGGUGCCCGCUGUGAUCAUGUGACCGGUCAGUGCAGCUGUGCUCCUGGCUGGAUGGGAGCCACAUGCCAGAAAGCAUGUUUGGCUGGUUUCUAUGGCACCGGCUGCUUGCAAAGAUGCAUCUGUCGAAAUGGUGGAACAUGCGAUCAUGUGACUGGUCACUGCACAUGCCUAGAAGGAUGGACAGGAGUGGCAUGCGAGCUGGAGUGUACCCCAGGAAAGUAUGGGCUGGACUGCCAACAGCUGUGUGACUGCCUGAACGGGGGACUGUGCGAUCGGCAGAGUGGGCACUGUACCUGUCGGCCAGGAUGGAUAGGUGACAAAUGUGAAAUUUCUUGCCCCAAGGGUACCUAUGGAGAGCGCUGUGAGGAACAUUGCAGCUGUGAGCACGGAUCGUCAUGUCAUCAUGCGACAGGAAGCUGCCAAUGCACCAAGGGAUGGAGAGGGAGAUGGUGUGAGAAAGCUUGCUGGCCUGGUUACUAUGGUGACAACUGUGUGCAACGGUGUAACUGUUCCCCCAACACUCCCUGUAACCAUGUAACGGGUGAAUGCGGCUGCCCUCCAGGGUUUAUGGGCAAUGGGUGCGAGCAGACCUGCCUGCCUGGUACUUAUGGACAGAACUGUAACCAGGUGUGCCAAUGUUCUGCUCAAAACCAGCUAUGCCACCCAGUGAGUGGGGAAUGUGUCUGUGCUCCUGGUUACCACGGAGACAGCUGUAACCUGAAAUGUCCAGAUGGGAGAUAUGGAUCCAGCUGCGUCCGAUCAUGUCGUUGUUUGAAUGGAGGCCGGUGUGAGACAGUGACCGGGACAUGUGCCUGUCCACCUGGGUAUGUCGGAGCUGACUGUAAUCAGACCUGUCCCGCUGGUCACUAUGGCAUGGACUGCGCCGUGGCCUGUUCCUGUGGAGAAGGUGCAAAGUGUGACCACGUGACUGGAAGAUGCAUCUGCCCACCAGGCAGGACUGGUUUUCAAUGCCAGCAUGUGUGCCCUAAAGGCAGGUUUGGUGAGGGAUGCCAGUACACCUGCACAUGCAGGAAUGGAGGAUUGUGCAACUCGGUCAAUGGCUCCUGUUCCUGUGGUCUGGGCUGGACAGGACCCCUAUGUGGACAAGAAUGCCCCGGUGGGAAAUUCGGUGCUAACUGCCAGCUGGACUGUGCCUGCCAAAAUAAUGGAACCUGCAGCCGUGUGACUGGGUACUGUCAGUGUGCGAGAGGGUAUUAUGGGCACAACUGUGAGCACGUCUGCCCGUCUGGUUUUCACGGAUCGAACUGUCAGCAUUUGUGUGACUGCGGAAAUGGAGCAUGUGAUCCUGUGACUGGGCAGUGCCUGUGUUCAGCUGGUUACCAUGGAGACUACUGUGAAAAAGAAUGCGAGGAGGGACAACACGGGGAGCAGUGCCAGCAGCUGUGUGACUGUGAGGGAGGUGUGCCUUGUGAACCCGCAACAGGGCAGUGCCUCUGUCCCCCAGGGAAGACUGGCACUAGGUGCGAUGUUGAUUGCCAAGCCAAUCACUACGGACCCGGCUGCUCCUUGAGCUGCAGGUGCUCCAAUAACGCUCGCUGUGAUUCUCGGAACGGACACUGUACCUGCCUGUAUGGUUGGACUGGGCCUACCUGCGAGGAAGGAGGGCCUCCCAAGCCACCGCACCACUUGUGACCUGCACCCUGGGGAAAUGUGGCAUCGGACACAGCAUCAUGGUUAUAGUCACUUAAGCGAGCGUGAAGCCAGUCCUCAGUCUGACCAGUGCCAAUGAGACUGCUUCUGCACGUUAUACCCCCCUGCCCAUCAAAGCAACCUUUCAGAGACACCGCUGAAAGCAAAAUCAUGAGAAGGCGAAACCACAAACGAAGAUCUGGAGGAAUGGAAGUGAGCCCCUGCUGUUAUUCUGAACAUCGAUAUUUUACUAAAAAGUGGAAAUACUGACAGAUUUUAGGAUCCAGCCUCCCACUGGGCUCAAGAUCCAGGCAGCGAAGCAGGAUAUUCAAACCCACAGCUUUUGCCCCUUGUCAGACAGCGAGCGUCUGAAUUCCUGAACAAUGAACAAGCUCAAACUCUAUGGGUGUUGAAAACGUUUUUGAUACCUUAAAGACUGCUCUUUUUCAUAUAUACAUAUAUUUUAUUUUUAUAAACCAAAUCCCAGGAAGGCAAGAUUAAUAGAGAUUGCAGCCCUGAGAUCUAGUUUGGCAAGACAGUGAAUAUUAAUCCUGGUACCUAAGCAACACAAUAUUUGACCAAGAAAGUUAAACAUCUAACCUCCCAUCAGGGCAUGGUGCAGUGACCAAUUUGUGUCUUUUCAACAUAAGGUGGGCAUUUGCAAUCUGAUACCGAUGGUUCUCGUUCACUACAACGUAGCCACAACGCAGGACCUCAGGAGCAGAUAUUGAGGAUUAAGGAACUGAACAUGCUCCCCACCACAGUGUAAAUUAUGAGCGUUAGCCUUUGCACAAGAUUCACAGGAAGAAGGUUGGCAAGCUAAAUGGAAUGGGAAUAGUGUUGAGAGAAUGUGCCCUGGACAUGGGCUCCCUAUUACAGUCUGAUUCAUCUGCCUAGUCAAGGCUGACUCCAUCCUCAGUGUUAGUCAGUCUGCCUUGCCUCCCAUCAAUGCGCAUCCUUGCUUCCCUUAACCAGAAUAUGGCAGACUGGGACCUGUUGAUCGAUCUCUGCCCUGCACAGCUUGUUGGAGAUUAUAUGGUUUGGACAGAACCACAACAGAAUGGGUUGAAUCAAGUCUUGUCAAAAAGACAAGUUUGAUAAGCUACCAACUGGUUGAAAAUCAAACUUCCUGCCAUAUGCAUUUUGCAUGAUUUCCAAAAAGCAUUCGAUAAGGUGCCUAUAAAAGGUUGCUAUACAAAAUAAGGGUUUGUGACAUUGGAGAUAAUAUAUUAGCAUGAAAAGAGGAUUGGUUAACAGACAGAAAGCAGAGAGUAGGGAUGAACAGGGCAUUUUCAAGUUGGCAGUCUAUUACUGGUUAGCUGCUGCAAGGAUCAGUUCUGGGGCCUCAGCUGUUUACAAUCUAUAUUAAUGACUUGGAUACAUUACUCUUGGCCCCUUCAUCUAAGUUUGCUGAUGAUAGCAAGCUAGGUGGGACAGCAAUCUGUGAAGAGGACACAAAGAGGCUGCAAAGAGUUAUAGACAGGCUAACUGAAUAGCCAAGAAGAUGGCAAAUGGAGUAUAAUGUGGGAAGAUGUGAGAUUAUUCACUGUGAUAGGAAGAACAGAAAAAUCAGAAUUUUUUUUUUA